Messenger RNA from Zootermopsis nevadensis, 2774 nucleotides. Lineage: Eukaryota; Metazoa; Arthropoda; Insecta; Blattodea; Termopsidae. The record is from RefSeq and is a predicted model, not a curated record.
GAAAUGAGGUUAUGUUCGGUAUCAUUGUGGUCUUGUGGGAUUGCGAACUGUUUGACAGCCCUAAUUACUCGGAACUACCACGUGAUGUCAUAGACAAGCAACGGAGGGCGUGAACUAACUGCAACUCAUGACCACGAUCCUGUGGCUAUACGGCAAUCAGGCAUAGCCAUGAAGAUCUUCACUGUACCAUAAGCAGCGGACGAGAUCAGACGCUCAACGCCAUUUCACGAUACGUCAAUCCAUCAAUCUCCACGGUUUUAUCAGCCUCUUGAGUUCGUAAAACGGUCAUGGAAUCCGGUACUUUCGAGAGACCUUCGUGGCUUGAAGCUGAGUUUAUUGAAGAAGCACUUCAUUCAAGGGAAGAAUAUGAAGGCGUGUCUGUAGUUGACAGUAAGGUCCAGUUGGCCGCUGGCAAAGGCGAUAAUUACACCAGUGUCAUACAUCGCGUCACCAUUCAAUUCAAACGUAAAAAUAACGAUGAGACAACAGAAAGGACCAGUCUGAUAAUAAAAAGUUUGUCUUCAAUUGAGAUUAUGGCAAAAUUUCUGUCAGACUUUAAGGUCUUCGAAAAGGAGACGGCAAUUUAUCAGGUCACAAUACCAGCCAUGUUUCGCCUUCUGCGACAACACGACGAAAGAAGACAAAUCCAUUGUUUGACACCAUUUUGUUACAAGACUUCCAGACCACACACUCUGAUUCUAGAAGAUCUGAUGACUUCGGGUUUCAAGAUGGCCGACAGGCGUGCUCGUCUGGAUUUAGCUCAUUGUAAAAUGACGGUGAAGAACCUUGCUCGAUUUCACGCCAUGUCUCUGGCGCUCUACGACGAAGAUCCAACGAGCAUGGAUGAGUAUUCAGAAAAAGUGUACAAUGAUACAAGUCGCGAAAUGAUGAUGAAUUUUAUAACAUCGGCAAUCAAUGCUUUAGCGAAUGUGGUGGAGAGGUGGCCUGGUUUUGAAAAGUACGGAGAUAAAUUCCGUCGGCUAUUGCCGACAAUUUGGGACCGAAUGAUGGAGAUCGUCAAACCUAAGCCGAACUCACUCUCCGUUCUGAACCACGGCGACUGCUGGGUGAACAACCUGAUGUUUCACUAUUGCCCGGCCACGGGGACAGUCGAUGACGUAAAGUUUGUAGACUUUCAGUUGUCUCGAUAUUCGUCCCCGGCCCUAGAUCUGCAAUAUUUCGUGUACACAAGUCCCAGCGAAGACAUACGAUCGAAUUACACGGAACUCCUGUUGGAGGAGUACCACAAAGAACUACAAGACACUCUCAAGAUCCUUCACUGUGAACACCACGAAUUCACCAUCGAUCAGUUGAAGGAAGAAUUUGAGGAGAAAUCUCUCUUUGGACUAAUCGCGGCUGCCACAGUCCUCUCUGCUGUUGUAGCAGACCCAAAUGAUGUAAUGGACUUGGAGAAUGUUAAAGAAGAUGGAAGCAAUAUGGAUCUUAAGUUAGUGGAGAAACCCCUUUCGGGGAGACGCUACAAACAAGCUUUAGAGAAAUUAAUACCACAUUUUGAAAAGAAAGGGUUGCUUUGAAGAAUAAGGACCUGAAACAAUAAGAGGAAUGUUUUCAUACAAAAGGAAAACAUUUCUAGACCUUUUAGGUCCGAUUUAUAUUUUUUAUAUCUGAAAUUACGCUCGAACCUGAAUCUUACAUAAUUUCAAAAAAACCUAUAAAUUUUUAAGCCUGCGUAUUAAAAGAACACGGCACUCCAAAGUCAGUCUCCAUAUACGUUUUUGAAUUCCGAACAAAAAUUGUCAAAAUUAUUAUCCCUCUUUUCGCUAAAUGGAAACAAAACAUUUCAACUCGUAGAUUUGUAAAUUAAAAAUCGCUGACAAACGAAGUAUAUGCUCGACUUAUUUUUAUUUUUUUGAGUUAAAAUAAAUAGUGACGCUGUCACGUGGUGUGGACAUGCUAGUAUUUUGACUUGUUCCACAAAUUAAUGAAGCACAAUCCGGCUAGAACAAGAAACGAUGGCAGCCAAGGCUUCACUGUGGGUGGCCUUGGAGACAGAACCGCGCACUUGGCCUGAACAAUGACGACGAUGAUGAUGAUGACCGUUGAUAUUUCGGGCAUUGUUGUGUGGCUGUGUUCAAUGGAAGCUGACCUCGGAGUCAAUUAAGGCGUGACCGUGACGAAGCAAUUAUUUUGUUCAAUUUCAGUAAGUCAGGCUUCAGAUACUUGGCGAUAAUCGAUACCUGACGAUAAUCGAUACUUGGCGAUAAUCGAUACCUGACGAUAAUCGAUCCAGGCGUUUUACAUUUCGCGUAACAAUCGACAAUUAUAAGAAGAGGGCAUCUAUAUGACUAGGCGAUUUAAAAGGUGUAAAUUUAUUUUAAAACAUGGCAGUUACUCAAGUCAGUGUUUAAAUAAAUCCGCAAAUGCUGGCGUAUGAAUACAAACAGACUAAAAAACCUGCGUUGUGAAGUUAGACGACCAUGGAAAGAUAACCUUUCGAUAUUCUUGUCACCGUAGAAAGGUUGAUAUAUUAUUAGUAUUAUUAUUAUUUUAAGGAAGCUGUUUUAAAUGUGUGUUACACGUCAAAUGAGAGUGGAAAGUGAACACAUUCGAAUUUCGAAGGGAGCGUAAAAUACAUUGUUCUAGAGCUUACCAUUUUUUUUUACACAGGCCAGCGAAUUGUUGUCUUAAAAACCGUUCCUUUUUAUACGUGAGGAAAUAUGGAAUUAUCUUAUGUUAGCAUGCACGUAUCAAACAAUGUUAUUUUGUGUUGUAUUGUAUUAAAUUGAAUUAAAUAAAACAAUGAUAAUGUAAUA